GAGUGUACAAUGUUAGGCAAAUAUUUUGACAUGAUACACGACGUCUAUAGUUGUUAGUGGAUGAUCUAUGCCGUGUACUCAUAGUGGACCUUAUCUCCGGUGUGCCUUGGCUCGGAGCUGUGGAGGCGCUUUCAUGCAUAGUUAUUUACGACUUGGGAUGAGUGACAAGAUUCGUGUUUCAUCUGAGAUAAAGUGCAUCUUGAGGCUGGAUGUUGUGUGUGCCCCACCACCACCAUUGAGUCAGACAGCUCUGUGGACAGUUUGUCGUUAGCAGAAGAUAGACUGGAUGCUAUAAAAACCUAGAGAACAAUGAAAAUUAACUUUCUUUUAGACCGUGUUCUCUGAAGGUUGGUGGAGUGCCCCAAAGUAUAGUGCGCGAAUAACAAUUUUUCGUGUGAAGCCUUAGUAGCGAGUUCCUAGAAGAAGAAAUUGUGCUUGAAAUGGUAAAACCUGGGACGUUUUGUGGAAUUAAAAGUCGUAGAGUGAAGAUUGCCUUCGUAGUGCGAGUGUUAUUUGUGUUAUGCUUAGGCUCUAUUUCGGUGCUAAAUGCAUAUUUUGGGCCAUCUAAUGGCGAUAGCGUAGCAGUUUCGCGGCCUCGACGUCACCUUUUGCAAAUAUUGCAAGAUCAGGUGGAAGUGUUCGAGCCAAUUAUUGUGGAACCGGAAAAUUUCACCGAAUUUCCAGCUGAGACAACGGUGCCGAGUGAUCCGCACACACGGAACUGUACUCCUGCUGCAAUCUUCGAGUUUCCAUCCGAUGGAUUUACCCGGCAGGAGCGCAAGCACGGAUGGAUUACAGUGCACCUGCUGAUCGCCUGCUAUUGCUUCUGGCUGUUGGCCAUCGUUUGCGAUGAUUACUUUGUGCCAGCUAUUGAAUUGAUGUGCAAAAAGCUACAAGUCAAGGAAGAUAUUGCAGGAGCCACGUUUAUGGCAGCAGCCUCGUCUAGUCCAGAGCUGUUCAUUAAUUGUGUUGGCACAUUCGUAACGAAAGGUGACAUUGGAGUAGGAGCUGUAGUUGGAUCGGCUGUGUUUAACAUUCUAGCAGUUCCAGCAGUUUGUGGAUUGUUCGGGGGACAGGUCGUCCAAUUGCGAUGGUGGCCCGUUACACGAGACUCAAUGAUGUACGGCAUGGCCGUCAUCGGACUGAUUACGGUUCUCAGCGAUGGAAAAGUUAUGUGGUACGAAGCUACCAUCCUGGUGUCAGCUUACGUUCUAUAUAUCACAGCGAUGAUAUGCAACGACAGUAUUAACCGCUUCAUGUCCCGAACAUUCCGCCGCAAAUCCUGUGUCAGACCGUACACUGAAGUCACGGAGAUUGCCCCACUUCUGUCCAAUGGCCAUAACAACGGAGCGUCCAAGAGCAACCAAGUUCAUAACGGUCACGCGUGUGACAGUGAAGCUAGCGAAGAUAGCUUUCAAGAUUUUGAACUAGCGUCAACACCGUGGAACCGUCGCGAUGAGAACACCUUCGCGUACAUUUGCCGUUGGCCAAUUACGUUCUUUUUGUGGGCAACCAUCCCCGAUUGUCGACGCUAUCCUAAACUUCGUAUUCUUACAUUCUUCGUAUGUAUCUUCUGGAUUGGUAUUACGUCCUACUUCGUAGCUUUCUUAAUCACCGUUGUAGGUGACACUAUGGAUAUUCCUGAUUCUGUGAUGGGUCUAACGUUCCUGGCCGCCGGUACCAGCGUACCGGAAGCGGUUUCCAGUAUUAUUGUCACUAACCAGGGUCAUGGUGAAAUGGGCAUCAGCAACUCAAUCGGGUCGAAUACUUUCGACAUUCUGCUUUGCCUGGGCUUGCCGUGGCUCAUCAAGGCUCUAGCUUUUCCGGCCGUUCCCGGCAACAAUUGGGUUGCAUUAAACUCAACUGGUCUAACCUACUCGGCGAUAUCUCUGCUAUCGACACUCUGUGGGUUAUACAUCGCCUUUUGGACCAAUAAAUUUAAGCUUGAUUGGAAAGUAGGAUUAACGUGUACGUCGAUGUACAUAGCGUUCCUGACUGUGUCCAGCCUGAUAGAGUUGAACGUAUUUUUUAAGGUGAAUCUACCAACUUGUAUUCAUUAGAGGACGUCCCAUUCCGAAAAAAAUCGUAUUUUAUUAGGAAGACUUCAAGAUAUUAUUGUUCUGCAUGUUUGUGUGCGAUUGAGUGAUGCAAUUAGCCGUUUUAAGACGACAAAGAACUAUUAAUACAACAACCAGUCGGUACCGUACCGACAAUUAUCGGGAAAA
Messenger RNA from Armigeres subalbatus, 2225 nucleotides. Its product is annotated as sodium/potassium/calcium exchanger 4-like. The coding region runs from base 441 to 2060 and encodes 539 amino acids. The transcript has 7 exons. Gene Ontology annotation, molecular function: calcium channel activity; calcium, potassium:sodium antiporter activity. Gene Ontology annotation, cellular component: plasma membrane. Lineage: Eukaryota; Metazoa; Arthropoda; Insecta; Diptera; Culicidae. The record is from RefSeq and is a predicted model, not a curated record. Gene Ontology annotation, biological process: intracellular calcium ion homeostasis; calcium ion transmembrane transport.